AUGAAAGCUAAACGAGAAUCAAGCUCACCAAGACGCUCACCGAGAUUUAACACCUCACCAAAACGUCGUCGAAGUUUUCUCUUACCGCCUCCUACUCGAAGUAUUUUAAAAAAAAAUGAUGAUACAACAAAUUUUGAUAUUCUACAAGACGAGAAUAUAGCCACAAAUGUUUUAGAUUCUUUAUGGGAAACAGACAUUACAGAGAACAUUGAUGGGCAAAAGCGUAGAAAAUCUUUAGGUAGAAGAGUCAGUUUUGCUUCAAAAGCUCGCGUUCGUUUAUUUGAUAAAUAUGAAGUUGCGGGACAGCAACCAGCAGAUCAAAGUAUGACUAGUUCUUUAAAUGGUGAUCGAGAUGAGACCUCGGAGUUUAUGUUGACAAUUACUACGCAAUCUCCAGUAAAUAUAGACUUAAAACCCGAAGACAAGCAAAACAAACAACAAAUUGAUGAUAAAUAUGAAGUUGCGGAACUACAAUCAGCAGAAUCAAAUGUAUCAAAUCCUUUGAAUGAUGAUCUCGAUGAAGCUUUGGACUUUAUUCCAAUAAUGUCUAUAUCUCCAGAUGAUAUGGACUUUCAAUCCGAAGAAAUGAAAGCAUUGAUUGAGAAACAAAAUCAACAAAUUGAUAACGAUGAAGCUACUGAACAACAACCAGCAGUACCAAGUAUAUUAAAUUCUUCAAAUGAUGGUCGCGAUGAAGCUUCGGAAUUUUCGUUGACGAUUUCCACACCAUCUCCAGAAACUAAUGAAUGUCAAUCCGAAGAAAUAAAGGUUUCAUUGACUGAGGAACAACAAUUGAUUGAUGAAUGUGAAGUCGCGGAACAGCAAUCAUCAGAACCUAAUGUAUCAAAUCCUUCAAAUGACGAUCAAGAUGAAACUCCAGAAAAUAAUGACUUUGAAUCCGAAGAAAUGAAAUUAAUGAGAGCUUUGGUUGAAGAACAAAAUCAACAGAUAGAGAUAUUUGAAGCAGAAUUCGAAAAUAUUAAUAAAGAAAUGCAGACUCUCAGGGAGAAACGCGAUUAUCUGAUAAAAGAAAAAGUGGAAAUCGAACAGAAAAUUCGCGACGCCAAGCAACUUGUGGAAGUGACUCAAUGCUACACCGAGAAAGACCUACAUGAGGUGCAAGAGCAAUAUAGAGCUUUCGUUGCUAAACACAAAUGGAACCCUAAAUCGUUGUCUGAUGAGCUUGUACAUUUGGAGUAUGAUGAAAUUGUACAGGUUAAAAUUGACAUUAGAGAUUUGCGUAAACGUGGUGACACGGACAUUCCUUUUGUUGAAGUAAUUCUUAAUUUAAAUGAUAAUGUGAAACAUGAAGAAAAACAAUAUAACCAAAUUAUUUUUGAUGGAAUACGAAAAUUUGCUUUAAAUUGUAAAGGACCGAUAGAAAUCACACAAUGUUCCAAAAUUAUAAAACCAAUAGCAGAUUAUUGGGAAAAUUCAAGACAACUUUAUAGGGAUUAUCGUGUUUUAAAAUAUAAAUUGCCGACAGAAAUGAUUGUUGACAAAACCCAUAAUGAUAAAGAUGAUAAUGGAAAAGAGAUAAUUAUGAGCUUUAGG
Messenger RNA from Funneliformis geosporum, 1554 nucleotides. The record is from the annotation of a GenBank genome assembly. NCBI's taxonomy places the organism in Eukaryota, Fungi, Glomeromycota, Glomeromycetes, Glomerales, Glomeraceae.